AUUGAUGUGCAUACAGCUAAAGCUAUAUAUGAGAGAUUAGGGGGGGAUAGAGAGAGAAAAGGGGAGAGAUAGAGAGAGAGAGAGACUGUUGAAAUCUGUAGACUACUGAGCAAAGAAGAGUCUGAAAUUGGGUUUGCGGAGGAAAGUAAUGGGAGAUGACAAAUCGGGGAUGGUGGGUACUAUUGGGAACUCCAGUAGAGAAAGAGAUCGGGAGCUUCUCAUACCCGUGGCUGUCUCCGCCGGCGGCGUUGACGACCAUGACUCCAAGCCGUCGUCCUCCGCCGCGUCUGCUCACCACCUUCAUUCCGGCCGCGAGACUUUCUACAAAGUUGUUAGGAGUUGGGCUUCAAAGAAAUUCAUGACUGGAUGUGUCAUUCUAUUUCCAAUAGCAGUGACAUUUUAUAUAACAUGGUGGUUUAUUCACUUUGUGGAUAGCUUUUUCUCCCCCAUCUAUCUGCAGCUUGGUAUCAAUAUAUUUGGUCUCGGAUUUGUGACCUCAAUCACUUUCAUUUUCUUGGUUGGAGUAUUCAUGUCAUCAUGGUUGGGGGCAUCUGUUUUAGGUCUUGGGGAAUGGUUCAUCAAAAGAAUGCCUUUUGUUCGUCAUAUCUAUAAUGCCUCUAAGCAAAUUAGUUCUGCCAUAUCUCCAGAUCAGAACACUCAGGCUUUCAAGGAAGUGGCCAUCAUAAGGCAUCCACGUAUUGGUGAAUAUGCAUUUGGGUUCAUUACUUCUUCUGUUGUUCUUCAGAACUAUUCAGGAGAUGAAGAGCUAUGCUGUGUGUAUGUUCCUACAAACCAUCUCUACAUUGGUGAUAUAUUCCUGGUCAAUGCAAACGAUGUUAUAAGACCGAACUUGUCAGUUCGUGAAGGGAUUGAGAUUGUCGUAUCUGGUGGCAUGUCGAUGCCCCAGAUUUUAUCAACGCUGGAUCAAAGAAUCGUUCAAAGUUGAUAGGGUUAGACCUGACAGAAGUUGAGACUGAAGAUAAUAGACAUAGCCGACGGCCUUGAAUUCCAUCACGUUUUUUAAACGUUGCAGACUGGGGCACGGGCACCUCACCAGCACCAACACCUGCAACCCUAUCGAUUGGCACAAGUUUUUUUCCGAUUUAUUUGAUUUUUGAAUCAUUAGAUUAGAUUGAGUUGCUUUUGUAACAAGAUUUGGUAGUGUACAAUGUAGAGAAAGUAGGGUUUGUGUGGAAAUAUAGUUGAUUAAUACUACUACUUCCAUGAUUAUUUAUAGGCUGUUUGAAUGUUGAGAUCCUUCUUCCCAA
This is a messenger RNA of Ipomoea nil (Japanese morning glory), 1268 nucleotides long. Its product is annotated as protein LIKE COV 1-like. The transcript has 7 exons. The record is from RefSeq and is a predicted model, not a curated record. Gene Ontology annotation, cellular component: Golgi apparatus. Lineage: Eukaryota; Viridiplantae; Streptophyta; Magnoliopsida; Solanales; Convolvulaceae. Bases 149 to 946 code for a protein of 265 amino acids. Gene Ontology annotation, biological process: stem vascular tissue pattern formation.